AUGCCCUACCUGGCGAGUCCGCUCUCGUUGGGCCACAUGCAGGGCACCGACUAUCUAAAUUCGAUGCCCGGCCUGGAUCUCCCAGACCAGCGAUCCAAUUUCGACGCCGAAACAUUCAUCAGUGGCGACGACAUGAGCUUCUCUCAGGCCAACCUACCUCAAUUACGUCGUUUUAGCUCUUACGAAGAAGCUUUCCCUGCACCUGCCGAACUCCUCCCUCCAUUCGAAUCCGUAGCUGCUGAACAACAAAACGCUGAUUCCAUUGAGGGCAACCACAAGCUGCUCUCUUUCUCUCUCCCCGUGUACGGCUUCACACUCCUCGAUUACUCCCUUCGCCGCACUUCCUUGAAUGUCUCUGCGCAGCUGCACGGUAUGUUUUUCCUCGCCGAGUCACCGUGGACAAACUCCCCGAACGAGGUACCACCUCCGCACGUAGCGGAACUGACAUGCUAUCGCCGCAACCUGUUCCAAAUCACCGGUUCCGUGACUUUGCCUCGCAGUCUGCGUUAUAUUAUGACCGAACAAGGCGACCGGAUUCCGAUUCUCGCCCAGGAGUUGACCGUCUCUGCCACGGAGUCGGUGGAGGGUAACCCCGUGAAGAUCAUCUCCGUUCCGUGGAAGACGCCGGCAGCCGCUGUUGCAAAUGGAAGCACUUCUGCUCCACCCCCUGCAUCUGAGGAGAAAGCUGAGAAGGAGCCACCUUCAAUACCGCUGGAUACUAUGGCUGCUGGCCAGGACAUGGAUUCAGAUUAUGCCACCUUCCCUAUCGCUUGGAAGCGCCUCCAGUUUCGGAUAGCCACCGCCAACAAUGGCCGUCGUAAGGAAUUGCAACAACACUUUGUUGUUCGUCUUAAGGUUGUGGCAACGCUUUCGACAGGAGCUAAGAUUCCCAUCUGCGAGGUCCACUCGGGACCAGUCAUUGUGCGUGGUCGCAGCCCACGCAACUUCCAAUCCCGCAAGGAUCUCCCCCUUAGUGGCAGUGCUGCUUCCUCAAGGAAAAACCAGCAGGCAGCUGCACGAAACAGUGCCAUGGCUGCUGAAGCUCAGGCAAAGGCUACAGCCGCGUCCACGAACAAAAACACCAACUCGCCAUCAGAAAUGUCUCAGAUCUUCUCCUUCGAGCCUCGGAAUACUUCCUCCCCUCCAUUUGCGGAUUGGACACAGAUUCCCGCUCCAGCCACAACAGGUGCUAUCACAACGCCUACCUUUGCUCAUUCUCACGGGAUGCCGCCAUAUCCUCAGUCAAGUCCAGGCGUGUCUCGCAGCACAGAACACCGAGGGAACGUUGUGGGAACGCCUCCGAUCAACCUGUCACUGGUGGAAGAUGAUUUCAAAACGCCUAGUAAGCCGACGGAUUCUCACCGGGCGGUCAUCUCUCGAGAGAACAGCUCGAGUGGCAUACCGGUCACCGUGGCUGGACAAAAGCGUUCCAGUCCAGAAGCCUCUGGUGCGCCUCCAGCAAAGAUGCAGAAGAUGGUGCCUAGCCUGUCGAGACCACGUCCGACACGCUCCAUCUCGGCAUCGCUACCAUUGCUACAAACGUCAGGCCCAAUGCAGCAGCCGUACCAUGCGGCGCCAUCCUCAUAUCCUACUUCAAUGUCUUAUUCUGGAGAAUCAGCCGAUCUACUCUAUGAGUACUUUCCGUUGAGCGUGGAUGACUGGCAAUCACCAGUGGAUGCGGUGUACCGGCCUCAUGUGGUACAUCACACGCAUAUGCCGAUGGACUAUAAGUUUAUGGCAGCCCGGAAUCGUAGCAAACGAUACUUUGCAGCUGAAGACGUUUGCUAG
Molecule: messenger RNA, 1788 nt
Organism: Talaromyces atroroseus
Lineage: Eukaryota; Fungi; Ascomycota; Eurotiomycetes; Eurotiales; Trichocomaceae
Product: Protein pacG
Exons: 2
Coding region: 1-1788 (595 amino acids)
Biological process (GO): meiotic cell cycle; positive regulation of transcription by RNA polymerase II
Cellular component (GO): nuclear chromosome
Molecular function (GO): DNA binding; DNA-binding transcription factor activity
Source: RefSeq, a predicted model, not a curated record